Marmota flaviventris (yellow-bellied marmot) is the source of this 3781-nucleotide messenger RNA. It is a transcript of the gene Cdip1, whose product is annotated as cell death inducing p53 target 1. The record is from RefSeq and is a predicted model, not a curated record. Gene Ontology annotation, molecular function: zinc ion binding. Gene Ontology annotation, cellular component: cytoplasmic side of lysosomal membrane; nucleus; cytoplasmic side of late endosome membrane. Gene Ontology annotation, biological process: intrinsic apoptotic signaling pathway in response to DNA damage by p53 class mediator. NCBI's taxonomy places the organism in Eukaryota, Metazoa, Chordata, Mammalia, Rodentia, Sciuridae.
CCGAGCGCCAGGCCGGACCCGGGCCCUUCUCCGCGUCCCGCCGGCCUCGGGCGCCAGGUGUCGGAGGGCUCUCUCAGGACGCCUGUCUCAUCCUACACUGGGUAUGUGAAGCUACACCUCACUGGACCCUUUAAUAGGUGAGCCAGCAUUGCUACUUGAGUUCAGUAAAGAAUGUUCCUUGUUUCCUGUGCUUUAGCUGAGACUAUAUCAUCUGCCUGAAGUCUGUGGGGAGUCCAGAUGCCAGAUGAGCUCAUGAGCCCUGGGGUCUGAGUUUUAACAUGGUUUUAUAUUGGAAGGCACUUGGGGCAUUGGUAUUUGAUUUUGAGAGUUCAUGCCACUGUCCAGAUACUUCUCUCCUUAUGAGGGAUCUGCUCCAUGUUCUCUGCUGCAGUUUGGGAAGGUAGCUGAAUGGAUAUGGGUGUGAAGGGCUGGGCAGCAGUGUACAGCAGGCAGGGCUAUGGAGAGGAGACAUUGAAUAGUACCAGAUCCCUGCAGCUACGUGGGUGUAGGGUCCAACUUCUCUGCUUACCAUGUUUCUAAAUUUUAGCCACCUUGUGGAUAUAAAAUCAUAUUUCAGUGUGGUUUUGAUGUAUGUAUGUGUGAGAUGCUGGCAGUGGAAGCCAGGACCUUGCAUGUGCUAGGCAAGUGCUCUACCACACCACUAAGCUACAACCACAGCCUGAAGGAGCAUUUUCAUUCUUCAAAGUUUGUUUUUAAACGGAGGUCUCAGUGUUGCCGAGGCUGUCCUCCCAACUCCAAGGCUCCAGUAUCCUCUUUGCUCAGCCUCCCUAGAAGCUGGGACUUUAGGUGCACCAUGCUGGGCUUUGGUUUUGAUUUUUAUUUCCAUUGUGAAAAAAUAUUGAGCCUGCCAUUUGCACUGUGUAUGCUGUUGUAGCAUACGAUGAAUUUUUUUCCUUGUUUGUACUAUUACUCUCAUUUGCAAAAAGAAAGUCUCAUUUCAGAAUGCUAUUAAUGGUUUGUCGUUUAUAAUGCUAAGUAAGAGUGAAGGCAAGGAGACCUGGCUUCCCUGCUUUUCUCCUAAUACCUAAGCAGUAGGUGCUCAGGGAAGUUGGUGAAAGAAAUUAGGCAAAGUGUUUAACUUGACUGAUUCUGUCUUUCCUUCCUGGCUCCAAAAAAGUCCGGAGACUAGGCAGACCCAUAUCCCAUCAUCCUGACUCUUUUCACAGUCAUUGCAUGGCUCUCCAGAGCCCUGUCCAUCCUGGCCAGCCACUGAGGACCCACUUCCUUUCUCUGAGUACCAGGGGUUUGAGGUCCAGAAGCAGCAAAGAUGUCUAAUGAGCCACCCCCUCCUUAUCCUGGGGGACCUACAGCCCCACUUCUGGAGGAGAAGAGUGGAGCCCCACCCACCCCAGGCCGUACCUCCCCAGCUGUGAUGCAGCCCCCACCAGGCAUGCCACUGCCCCCUGCAGACAUUGGCCCCCCACCGUACGAGCCACCAGGUCAUCCAAUACCUCAACCUGGCUUUGUCCCCCCCCACAUGAGUGCGGAUGGCACCUACAUGCCUCCAGGGACUUGGCUCCUAGUAGAUGUCUGGAUCUCUGCCUAUCUGCAGCUCUCCACAGGGCCAAGGAAGGGCCUAUGGCUCUUGUACAGGUUGCCAGGUUUCUACCCGCCUCCAGGCCCUCACCCACCCAUGGGCUACUACCCACCUGGACCCUACCCACCAGGGCCCUACCCUGGCCCUGGAGGCCACACAGCCACCGUCCUGGUUCCUUCAGGGGCUGCCACCACAGUGACAGUGCUGCAGGGAGAGAUCUUUGAAGGCGCACCAGUGCAGACUGUGUGUCCCCACUGCCAGCAGGCCAUCACCACCAAGAUCUCUUAUGAGAUUGGCCUGAUGAACUUCGUGCUGGGUUUCUUCUGCUGCUUCAUGGGGUGUGAUCUGGGCUGCUGCUUGAUCCCCUGCCUCAUCAAUGACUUCAAGGAUGUGACACACACGUGCCCCAGCUGCAAAGCCUACAUCUACACGUACAAGCGCUUGUGCUAACAGAGCUGAACUCGGACUCCCCAGCCUGUCAGUGGCCCCCUCCCCAUGCUUCGCUCCCUGUGCUCGGUGGUUGCUUCUCCUCCACUUGGGGUUGGAAGCUAGGCCACCCUCCCCUGGAAGUCCUGUCCUCUUCUCCUUGCCCUACUCUGAGCAUCUGACUCUUCCAGCAAAAAUUCUGUUGGCUUUAAGGCCAAGGGCCAGUGGAUGGCAGGGGAGUAGCACUGAGCUUGUGUUUUGCUGGUUUGCUUGGUGUUUUUGAUCCGGAAGAUAAGCUGGAAAGGGGUCCUUAUUUUUCCAUUUCCGUCCAAGGUCCAGGCUCGGUCCUGACUCUCCAUGGGGCCAUAAGCUGCCAAAGUAGGUCCCAGCCUCAGGUCCUGCAGUAGAGGCUGUACCUGGAGCCACAGUUGUUCCUGCUAGGCUGACAGUAGGGCAUCAUCUGGACCCAAGCAGAACAGGGUCAUAAGGCCUGGGUUUGGUGUAGGGUACACUGCACCUCUAGGGUGCCAGAGGUGGGGCAUGCCAGAGUUAAUGAUCGCCAACUCUGGCCCUCAGCACUCAGGUAUGGAAACCCAGGACAUCUCUCUGUCCAAGUGCCCAAGAACCCCCUGGUACAAGGUAGGGAGGAUGCUGGGUAAGUCAUGGCCCUGUUAACCAAGAGUGACUCAUCCCCACUGUACCCCCUUUGAGUUGAUGUGCAGAGAUCCCCUUUCUGGCCACACCUCUGUGAACCCCUAUAUUUUCUGGGGCCAGAAGGAAUGCCCAUGAACCUAGCCCGUCCUGUCUACCCUGUGUCCUCACUGUGUGUGGGUGCAACCUUGUCCAAUAGCUGCUAUGUCCCAGCUGAAACAGAUGGCAGAUAAAAGGGCCCCCCCCCCUUAGACGCACUGGGAUUUACAACACCUUCACCCUUGGUUCUCUUCCUGGAAAGCACUAGGCCCUUUGCCUCACCUGACUUGCUGUUGCUGUACCUACUCCCUCUCUUUGGGACACGUCAACAGAAAGAGCUGUGGCGCUGGGAUGAGGAAGGAGUGAUGGCCUAGUGGAUAACUGUCUUGCUUGCCCAGGGCAUAGACCCAGAGCUGUCUUUAUUUCCUAAAUGGUUUGUCUGUAAACUUGCCCACAUGGACACUGUAUUCCUGCUACUGUCCCGCUCUUGGUCGCGCACUGCCACUGCAUGGCCUCCUGUCACUGUGAAUCGUGGCCUGGUCUCAGUUUGUAGUUUCUCAUUAAAUUGGCCCUUUCACUCCCCUGCCCUGGACCUCUCUGCUCUUGCCUGGUUUCCUUCUUUUCUGAGGGAGGGGGGCGGAGGCUACAGGUAGUGAGGAGGCAGGUAGGGGGUUGAGCCCAACUGCUUUGGGGAAACAUUAUGUAGACCUGCCCUGGGAACCCAGCUGUGACUAGGCCAGGGCAGAAACUGCCUUUGACAGUUUGAAAGUCACCUUUCUUUCUGAUGCUGGCACCUUGGCAUUCACCCUUGGGACCUGCAAAUUGGAGUCUACCCAUCCCAAGCUUGGGCUUGAUGUCAUCCUGCUCUGUAGCUCUUUUUCACUUGAGAUAGAGCCACUGGGUUGAGACUAAUGGUCUAUAGGUUAGUAGGGUACAGCCUGAGCAUCCAAAUUCUGGAAUAGCUCUGGCCUUGGCCUGUUAAAUGUGAAGGUGGUAAGUUUCAGUCCGUAGUUUAAAAAGACUUUCACCACCAUAUAAUCCUUUUUUAAAUAAAACUUUUUACAAGUGGUAGAUUCCUACUAAUAAAAAUAUUUAACCUCACACUUA